Molecule: messenger RNA, 147 nt
Organism: Synchytrium microbalum
Lineage: Eukaryota; Fungi; Chytridiomycota; Chytridiomycetes; Synchytriales; Synchytriaceae
Exons: 2
Coding region: 1-147 (48 amino acids)
Biological process (GO): mitotic spindle assembly; microtubule nucleation by interphase microtubule organizing center; gamma-tubulin complex localization
Cellular component (GO): centrosome; spindle; gamma-tubulin ring complex
Source: RefSeq, a predicted model, not a curated record
AUGGAACGCAAUAUUCUAAAUACAGGUUUAGACAAGGAAACACUCUCACUAUGUGUCUCACUCAUUGAAAAUGGAGUCAAUCCAGAAGCAUUGGCUGCUGUAAUCAAGGAAUUGAGGAUUGAAGCUGCUAAAAAGAGUCCUAAAUAG